AUGCAAGAGAGGCAAGACUUCCUGGAGAAGCUGGACGCCUGUGCAGCGCCGCAAAAGCAGGUGCACGAGCUUGAGUGGGAGCUGAAAAAGCGUGCCGAUGAAAUCAGGGACCUGCAGAAGGCGCUGAGCAGCUCGCAAGCGUACAUCUUUGAGGAGCGGGACCGGCUGCUGCAGCUGCAAGCAGAGAACGAUGAGCUGCGGCUGCAAGAGGUGGAUGACAGGCACCGCCUGCAGCACCUUCUCUUCCUGCUGGAGGCCCAGAAGGGCUCAAAGGCUAGCGCAGCCGCCGCCAGGGACAAGGAGAUUGGCAUGUCAGCCGCUGACGUGGAAGUGGUCAGGAUGAGAGUAGAAUCUCUGCAGUCCCAGCUGACAGAACAGAAGCAGUUUGCGGCGGAGCGGAUAGCGUCGCUUGUGGAGGAGCGGCGCAUGCGCGAGGUGGACGAGGCGGCGCGGCACGGCGUUGCCUCCGCCCGGCACGACGAGCUGCUGCAGCGCCUGCACAGGGCCGAAGACGCGCUGCAGGCCACCACCAAAGACUACAUCCUCGGCAAGAAGGCGCGGGCCGAUGCGGAGCGGCGCGCGGCGGCGGCCGAGUUCAAGCUGAAGGCGGUGAGGGGCCAGCUGGGCGCGCGGGUGGCGCAGCUGGAGGGUGAGCUGGCGCAGCGGCUGCACGACGCGCGCAGCACCGCCGAGGAGCGCCUGGAGCAGCACACCGAAGCCUACCGCUCCCAGGUGUUGCAGCGGGAGAAGGAGGUUGCUGACUUGGAGGCCAUGCACCGGGGGGUGACAGGGCGCCUGGAGCAGCGAUUAGCGCAUGUGGAAGCUCGCCUCGCCAAACAGAUCGAACGCUGCCGCCAGCUCGAGCACCGGCGGCUGCUGGACGUGGAAGGGUGGAUGAGCGACAUAACACUGCUGCGGCAGCAGCUGCAGGCGGCCGACAGGAAGCUGCACCAGAUGCGACUCAGCGCACGCCUGCCAGACGAUGAGAGGCUGGAUGCGCUGAUGGGCAGCCUGGACAAGAGGCACCCGGAUGUGCUGAGCCAUGCAGGAGGCAGGCAAGUUGAGAACUUGCCCCCACGCAGCGCAGCCCAAGCCGGCGCUGGCGGGCCCCUGUCAGUGGUGAACAAGGAGCUAGAAAAUGUGCGCGGGGGUAUUGCCAGCCUUGAGAAACGGCUCAAGGGGCUGCACGAACUGCGCUACCGAUGA
Coccomyxa subellipsoidea C-169 is the source of this 1206-nucleotide messenger RNA. RefSeq lists its product as hypothetical. Lineage: Eukaryota; Viridiplantae; Chlorophyta; Trebouxiophyceae; Coccomyxaceae. Gene Ontology annotation, cellular component: centrosome. The transcript has 8 exons. The record is from RefSeq and is a predicted model, not a curated record. Bases 1 to 1206 code for a protein of 401 amino acids.